CACCGUUGUCUUUAUUACCUGUUUGCCAUGAAUGAGACGGCUUCCUCCCUGUGCGCUGUCUCCGUCUACCUGAACCUUUGUGCCUCCUCUAAAGUCCUACUUCUGGUCCCUGGCUUUGGCUUGAACAUCUUCAUCUUGGUCUCCCUGGUGGCCAGUCUGCUCAGCAAGCGAAGCAAGAUAAGGAGCAAUGUGGCGAUGUUCAUCCUCGGAAGCACCGGCUGCAACCUCGUCAACCUGAGUCUGUGGCCCAUGACCAUUCACUGGAGGCAGCAUGGCCGCUGGCUGCUGGGCUCUCGUUUAUGUGAAGUCAUGGUGAGCGCCAAACACCUGACAAGCUCUGCUUCCUUUCACUACGUCUCCUUCAUUACCUUCUCUAUUUACCUGACAGUGGUGUGUGGCUGCAGGCAUCUAGUAAACAGCAGGGUUUUCUUGGCCAUGCAGCUUCUGUUCCCUCUCCUUCCUGUGGGGCUAAAGGAGCUGACCCUGUGGAUCCUGGGCAGCCAUGUGGAUCACCUGGAUCUUGUCAACCUCACUUGCUUCUCCUUCAUUAAUGACAAAGUCAUGAGGGUCCUCAUGUUGGUCAAGACUGUCGUCUUUCUGCCAUUAAGCCUGUAUUUCUAUGCUCACGUUCUACACACCAUCGUCCAGAGUGCUAAGCUGAUGCACAGGAGCCAGAGAGUCAAUGUGCACCUGGCCAAAGUGUUCAGCCUCAUAUCUCUUAUUACCUUCACAGCACAUAUACCUGGUGCUGUGUUUGCAUUGAUGGAGCACUCGUCUGUGUGUCAGGAGAUGGUCAGAGAUUUGCUGCUGGACCUGCCUUUACUCUCCAGUCCCAUAAUCCUGCUCUGUAUGAAUAAAGAGCUGAGGAACCAGUGUCUGCUACUGCUGCAGCGCAGCCAUGCCAAUCGCUUUAUGGGAAAAGAAUCUAUCAGCAAGACAGACGAGCAGCAAAAGAACUUGACUACUAGAGAAACUAUUGACCUCUAGAUCGUGAUGUAUACAUUUAUGAAGUAAAACUUUACCAGUUUUAGGCCAUUAUAUGCCUAGACUGUACGUUUAUAUGUGCAACCUCAAAGAACUUAGACUGCAGUAUAUUUCAGACUGUCAGGAUGACGUGAACUGAUUAAAAAAAAUAUAUAUUUCCUUGCUCCCCAAUAACUUGACCUCCAAUUUGUCAUUGAGGUGGAUACAUGUUUAAUUAUAAAAGACAAACAAACAGUAAAUAAAU
This is a messenger RNA of Dicentrarchus labrax (European seabass), 1228 nucleotides long. RefSeq lists its product as uncharacterized. NCBI's taxonomy places the organism in Eukaryota, Metazoa, Chordata, Actinopteri, Moronidae. The coding region runs from base 28 to 987 and encodes 319 amino acids. The transcript is spliced from 2 exons. The record is from RefSeq and is a predicted model, not a curated record.